GUCAAUUCCCCUCGCCCAUUGCCGCCAUGGUUGUCAAGAUCCGCCUCGCUCGUUUCGGGCGCCGAAACCAGCCAUUCUACAACAUCGUCAUCGCCCACGCCCGGACGGCGCGCAACUCCCGCCCGCUCGAGGUUAUCGGCACGUACGACCCGAUCCCCAAGCCCGAUCCGUAUGACAACUCCGGAAAGCUUCACAAGGAUAUCAAGCUCGACACACAGCGUGCGAGGUACUGGAUUGGUGUUGGUGCACAGCCCACCGACACGGCAUGGCGGUUACUCUCAAUGGUUGGCAUCCUGCCAAAGAAGCAGUUUGGGCCCAAGCAGGAUCAGCAGAAGGGUACUGUGAAGACGGAGGAAGUCAGGGUUCGUUAAGGGAGGCCUAAAAGGCUGUAUGAUAUGUAUGAAAGGCAUUUCAAGGCGUUGGCUUGGGUCAGGUGUAUUCCGAUUUGAUGGAGAGAGCAAUUCCAGAGAACGAUUGGAUGGGAAGAAACGACGAUAUCGGCCAGGUCACCAAAGGUCACCAUGCACCCAGACGAAAUGCAAUUAAGAGGACUGUACGAUAUGUGGUGAGGGUUUGAGGUUACCAGAGACACGCCAUUUGUCGCUAUUAAGAAUUGUAUUGAAGCACAACCAAAACCAUAUCUAAAACAACGCCUGAGCCGUCUUC
Fusarium vanettenii 77-13-4 is the source of this 666-nucleotide messenger RNA. Its product is annotated as mitochondrial 37S ribosomal protein MRPS16. The record is from RefSeq and is a predicted model, not a curated record. Bases 27 to 371 code for a protein of 114 amino acids. Gene Ontology annotation, biological process: mitochondrial translation. The transcript has 2 exons. Gene Ontology annotation, cellular component: ribosome; mitochondrial small ribosomal subunit. Lineage: Eukaryota; Fungi; Ascomycota; Sordariomycetes; Hypocreales; Nectriaceae. Gene Ontology annotation, molecular function: structural constituent of ribosome.